AUGGUUUUUGCAAGUUUGGUUGAAUAUGCAGUAGUCAGUUAUAUGAAUAAAAAAUUGGCUCAAAGACGUGAACGACGUCGGAAACAGGCUGAACAACAGAUGCCAGUCGAGAUGCCAAUGUAUAGCCAAGUCUCACCAACCCUUAAAGCUAAAGCGUCAUAUCAAAAUAUGACUCUUAUCAAUGAUAACUAUGUUUCGCCGGGCAGAUCCUCAAUGAAACACAUGGAUACAUUCUUCGGUGCAACAGUUCGGAAUCCGAGUCUGAGUAUAACAGAAGCGAUGAUGCCGAAAUGUGAUUGUCAUACAAUUCCAUUGAUUCAGAAUCCACGACUAGUAACAGAUAAGGCUUUAUGGCCAGCACCAUUUGUAAAGCCAAAACGUGCUACACAGACGUGUAGAAGUGUCACGCCAUCUAAAAUUGAUAAAUGUUCACGCUUCAUCUUUCCCAUACUUUUUUUCACUUUUAAUUAUGGUUACACCACUGCAACCAUACACUAUCACUGGUGCCAGUUGAAAGAUGAAAACUGUAAUUCUGCGGUGAAAGUUGAACCAUUCGAAUUGCCGAGCUACCGAUUCACUAGCUUGUGUAUUAACAAAACUAUUGCGACCACUUCAUCUGGCUCUUACUCUCGAUUAUGGGCUCAAUUUCUAUUCGUAAGAGAAUCUGCUUUCUACAUGGUUCAAAUUUACGUUCCCGCAAUGCUUGUCGUUUUUAUCAGUUGGGUAUCAUUCUGGAUUAAUCGUGAAUCUGCCCCUUCUCGUACUGUUAUCGGAACACUUACAGUGUUAACAGAAACGCAUCUUCUAACGGGUACCAACCGACGACUCCCACCUGUUUCUUAUGUUAAAGCUGUAGAUGUAUAUCUCGGUUUCUGCUACUUAAUCGUUGUUUUGGCAUUAAUUGAAUACGCUGUAGUUGCAUACUCCAGUAAGAAAUACGAAGAUAGGAAGCGAAACAAGAACAAGAAUAUCUUCGAACCCAAACCACAACUUCCAGCGCCAGACCUUCUUCGAGAUGCUCGCAUUGAUAAAUGCACUUGCGAAUCAGAUAUCUCAAUAAUUGCUAUUGCUAAACAACCUCGAACAUGCAACAACUGCUGUUCGCACAGUCGAAUCGAUCUUACUGCUAGAAUUGUCUUCCCUAUUUCGGUGAGUAGUAAUAAACUUUAUUUUCUUAGGCAAAUUGUCUAA
Thelazia callipaeda (thelaziosis nematode) is the source of this 1191-nucleotide messenger RNA. Lineage: Eukaryota; Metazoa; Nematoda; Chromadorea; Rhabditida; Thelaziidae. The record is from the annotation of a GenBank genome assembly.